GGCCACUCCAUGGUGAAACAAUUGUACACAAGUGGAUUUCAGAAAAUGCAGGAUUAAAUAUAACAGCUCAGUUUACUGCAUAUCCACCACCAUCAGUCACAUGGGUAUUUAAACGUGAAGGGAUGAAUAAAAAUGAAACGGUUCCAGUGAAAAACUACACUACAAUGAAUGUAAAUGAAAGUUUGAUCCAGUCAACAUUUGUUAACAACAAAAUUUCUCUGUCCGAAUAUGGAAACUAUACCGCUAUAGCCAUUGGAGAGAAAACAGCCAUGAUAACAUUCAUUAUAAGACCACAACGAAAGCCAUUUGCCCCUAAAGAUGUUCGUGUUACUUGUGAAAUACAUAGUGCCAACGUUAUUUGGACCAGCAAUUUGAAUGGUGGCUCGACGCAGAAUUUCAGCAUCAAAUAUAAGUCCUUAAAUGACAGGAAUUAUCAAGAAUACAAGAAGGUCGCAUUAGACCAAGGAAAGGGUCACAAGAUGAAUGUAACUGUCGACAAUCUAAUGCAAGCUUCAGAGUAUGUAUUUGUAGUCAUUGCAAGGAAUAAUUUUGGUGCUACUGAUUCUACAGAGAUGCCAAAUUGCACAACAGGAUACAUUCAAACAUCAGUUCAAAAGCCAAAUAUAGGAGGAAUCAUUGGUGGAACAGUUGGGGGCAUCUUUUGUAUUAUUCUGGUUUUGAUUUUCAUAGCAAUUAAUAGAAAAUACCAGAUAAACUGUGUAGUUUCAGAACGAAAUCCAAACCUAAGGUAAGAUGAAGAAUUUUGAAAAAAGAAAGUAACUGUAUCAUUAAUAAGCCCAUUUA
This is a messenger RNA of Saccostrea echinata, 804 nucleotides long. RefSeq lists its product as uncharacterized. Lineage: Eukaryota; Metazoa; Mollusca; Bivalvia; Ostreida; Ostreidae. The record is from RefSeq and is a predicted model, not a curated record. Gene Ontology annotation, molecular function: protein binding. The coding region runs from base 123 to 752 and encodes 209 amino acids. The transcript is spliced from 4 exons.